This is a messenger RNA of Trichechus manatus latirostris (Florida manatee), 1228 nucleotides long. It is a transcript of the gene TRIP13, whose product is annotated as thyroid hormone receptor interactor 13. The coding region runs from base 1 to 1056 and encodes 351 amino acids. The transcript has 11 exons. Gene Ontology annotation, biological process: meiotic recombination checkpoint signaling; reciprocal meiotic recombination. Lineage: Eukaryota; Metazoa; Chordata; Mammalia; Sirenia; Trichechidae. Gene Ontology annotation, molecular function: ATP binding; ATP hydrolysis activity. The record is from RefSeq and is a predicted model, not a curated record. Gene Ontology annotation, cellular component: chromosome; nucleus.
AUGCAGCCCAUCGAUCUGAGUACCUGCACAGUUGCACUGCACAUCUUCCAGCUGAAUGAAGACGGCCCCAGCAGUGAAAACCUGGAGGAAGAGACAGAAAACAUCAUUGCGGCAAACCACUGGGUUCUGCCUGCAGUGGAGUUCCAUGGUCUGUGGGACAGCCUGGUGUAUGACGUGGAAGUUAAGUCACAUCUGUUCCCUUUUGUAUAUUCUGUGGUUAAUGCAACUAGUAUUGUUGGUGGAAAUUUGUUACAGCACCGAUUUAAACGUGUUUGCUUGGAUUUUGUUAUAGGCCCUCCAGGAACUGGAAAAACAUCCCUGUGUAAAGCGUUAGCCCAGAAGUUGACCAUCAGGCUCUCAAACAGGUACCAGUACGGCCAGUUAAUUGAGAUUAACAGCCAUAGCCUCUUUUCUAAGUGGUUUUCAGAAAGUGGCAAGCUGGUGACCAAGAUGUUCCAGAAGAUUCAGGAUUUCAUAGACGACAAAGAUGCCCUGGUGUUUGUGCUCAUCGACGAGGUGGAGAGCCUCACCGCAGCCCGCAACGCCUGCAGGGCAGGCACAGAGCCCUCGGACGCCAUCCGUGUGGUCAAUGCUGUCCUAACCCAGAUCGACCAGAUUAAGAGGCACUCCAAUGUGGUGAUCCUGACCACGUCCAACAUCACGGAGCGCAUCGACGUGGCCUUUGUGGACAGGGCUGACAUCAAGCAGUACAUCGGGCCCCCGUCAGCGGCUGCCAUCUUCAAGAUCUACCUCUCGUGCUUGGAGGAGCUCAUGAAGUGUCAGAUCAUCUACCCUCGCCAGCAGCUGCUGACCCUGCGGGAGCUGGAGAUGAUCGGCUUCAUCGAGAACAACGUGUCUAGGCUGAGCCUCCUGCUGAGCGAGAUCUCAAGGAAGAGCGAAGGGCUCAGUGGCCGGGUCCUGCGGAAGCUGCCUUUCCUGGCCCACGCGCUGUAUGUGCAGGCCCCCACCGUCACGAUAGAGGGAUUCCUCCAGGCCCUGUCCCUGGCGGUAGACAGACAGUUUGAAGAGAGAAAGAAGCUUUCUGCUCACGUGUGAUCCUCAGUGCUGGCUCCCUCCCCCAGCAGCGCUCCCACGGAAACACUGUGCCUGGGACCCCGGCCAGGACCUGCUCAGUGCCCUCCCACCCAGGCGGGACAUCACGUUCCUCCAAGCACCCUCCACCCUGUGACCUCUCUCAGAGACGGCACCAACCCGGAGGCCACAACCC